AUGAACCUUAUUCUGCUCAAGAGACGGCAAAUCCGUCGCGGUGGGAAGCGGCGGCAGGCCUCUGACCACGCAGACGCAGAGCGCGAAGGCCAACAGGCGGAGGGCUGCGGAAGCAGCGGGCCUCCCGAAGGCGUGACGCAGGAGCGCGAGGCAGCCGCUAGAGAAGCAGAAGGCAAGGAGCUUCUAGUCGACUUGACAGGCGAAACGGCAAAACACUGCCUAUCAGUCCUCAGAGUGCAAGUCGGGAGCUUGGUCAAGGUUGGAGUAUUCAAUGGCGGCAUCUGCACUGCCACGGUUGUCGAGAUUCGUGGAAACUCCCUAACUGUCCAGCUGGAGAGAGAUAUAACCACAGAACCGUCUCCCUCGCCGCCUGGUUUGAUCGACCUUCUUCUCGCGAUCCCCCGGCCCAAGACGCUCGACAAAAUUCUUCAGAUCUGCGCCACUAUGGGAGUUGGUCGCCUCCUGCUCGUCUGCUCAGAGCGCGUGGAAAAGGGGUACCUUUCCAGUCCGAAGCUGGGCAGGGAGAAUAUCGAAAAGCAGAUACAGACAGGCCUAGAGCAAGGCGUUUCGACGCGCGUCCCGGAGGUUCAGGUUUUCGCCUCCUGGCAGGCGCUGAUGGCGUUCUUGCGGCGCUCCUGUUCGCCCUGCUCGCUGCACGCGGCGCGGGCUGGAGACGUGCAGCGGGGCGAGGGGGACUGCCGCGCCUGUGGGCUCCAUAAUGGCGCCGGUGCAUCUUCAGCUGGCGAAGAUGCGUCUCGUAGUUCGUACUCGCACAAUGGAGAUGACCUAGAGAGAGCUCUCAACUCCGUCCCCUGGUGCUGCCUGACUAGUGCCGUGGGGCGUUCGCGGCGGCUGAUCGCGCAUCCGGGAGUUGUCGACACACUCGGCUCGCUCAAGGUGCAUGAGCAAACCCGGGGCAGCGUGCUGGUGGCCAUCGGGCCUGAGGGAGGAUGGCUCGACCAGGAGGUGGAGGAGUUGAAGACGACGCAGGGGUUUGAGUUCUUCUCUCUGGGAGACAGAGUGCUGCGGUGCGAAACAGCUGUCGUGUCGGUGAUUUCCCAGUUGAGUAUGCUCCUUCAAGAUGCGACGCUUCGGCAAGGCCGCCCGCCUCCCUGCGCCAUCCCUGAGAGCGACUCUCAGGCAGCUCCUGUACAAGAGGCAUCGUCGCCCACGUCGGAGCCCCAGCAUCUUUCGAAUCCCGCGAGCUUGUCGUUGUCGGGUUCUUCGGCUGGAGCCCCCGGAGGAGGAGACAACUGCACCGCCGCAGGCUCUGGCUCAGGAGGCGAGGCCACAGCAAAACGCUCAAAGAAAGGAAGAGUCCGAGAGGGAAUCCGCGAUGUCCACUGCGACGAAGACGGCAGAGUUAUUGUCCUUCCGCAGAAAUUCUCCCAGCACAAGGCGCAGCUUUCGCCUCCGACGACAGGAGACAAGGGUGACGCGGAUAUGGCGUACUGA
This is a messenger RNA of Besnoitia besnoiti, 1455 nucleotides long. RefSeq names its product RNA methyltransferase. Lineage: Eukaryota; Apicomplexa; Conoidasida; Eucoccidiorida; Sarcocystidae. Bases 1 to 1455 code for a protein of 484 amino acids. The record is from RefSeq and is a predicted model, not a curated record. Gene Ontology annotation, biological process: rRNA base methylation. The transcript has 7 exons. Gene Ontology annotation, molecular function: rRNA (uridine-N3-)-methyltransferase activity.